Molecule: messenger RNA, 10910 nt
Organism: Sarcophilus harrisii (Tasmanian devil)
Lineage: Eukaryota; Metazoa; Chordata; Mammalia; Dasyuromorphia; Dasyuridae
Product: jerky protein homolog-like
Exons: 2
Coding region: 6538-8121 (527 amino acids)
Cellular component (GO): nucleus
Molecular function (GO): DNA binding
Source: RefSeq, a predicted model, not a curated record
CUGGAAUCAGGAAGAUCUGAGUUCAAAUAUGACCUCAGACAUUUGAAAUGCCAAAAAGAAAAAAAUGCAUAAGAUCACAAAGAAAGCUAAUUGGUCAAAAUAUAGUUAACAAAAAUAAUUCCUGUAAAUGCAUAGUUAAGAACUCUUGCUUAAAUAAAUGUUUGAUUUAGAGUCUUACUGGAUAAGAAGUUGAAACUUAGUAUUUUAAAUGAAGUUUGAUGAAUAUAAUAUUUCACUUAUGUCCUCCUUCCCUAUAACUAAUAAUAUUAGAAAUGAAACUAGUUACCCAUGAAACAUUGAAAGCUUUGCAUAGUGGGAUUAUGACUGCCUUAAGAAAUGACUGGCAGCAAGCAGUCUGAUUUUAGUAGUCUGUGACAAAUUUACUAUCUCAUUAUUUCUCACUCUAAUUUGAUACUAGUAUGGAACUAAGAUUCUAGACUUGUCUUAUUUUAGUGUAGUGACUUCUAAGCUUUACUGCACAAGUAAAUUAUAGAUGUUGCCAUCCUGAAAGAUUGUGCUUUCUUUUAGGGAAAACUUUGGUGUAGUCUUUAAGUACAGCAGAGGAAAGAACUAGCCAUAAUCAAUUAGUAUGGAAACUUUUUUUCUCAGAUUAUCCCAACCCUCCUCCCUCACCUACCUGUUGGGCCUCCCUGAAUUCUACUUGGAAUAUCUUCAUGAAUCCCCUCAGUUUUUAUACUUCAUUUAUCUCCUGUAUUUGUAUCACCCUCUUCUGAAUCUUUUCAAAAGAUUAUAAAAAAUCCAGCUCUGUCCUAAAUUCAGGAGGAAAAUCUUCAAAGCGUUCCUAUUCUAUGUCUUGGCUCUUAUAACUAUAAGAAUAAAGCAAUGCCUUGAUCAAAGCAAGAACUCAAGAGUGGUGGCUUAAUUUGUGCUGUGAACUGUCAAAAGUCCCACCAUUGGAUUAUAGAGAUAGAUCUGAAAGAGUCCUUAGAGGAAAUCCAGAAUGUAGAUGAAACCCGAAGCUCAAAUGGCUGAAGGGACUUAAGCAAAGGUUACAGAAGCAGUAAAAGACUAGGCUGGGAUUUAAACCCAAGUCCCUCUGUUGUGCAGUUAAUUGUUCCUUCCACUGAACCACAGUGCCUCUUCUCAUCACCACCCAAAGAUCUUAGCUUCUACCACUCUGGAAAAAAGUCACUAAGUCUUACUGAUAAUACUAUGGAAAAUGUUCCUUUGUCAAAUUCUCAUGCCUUGUAAAAUUAAAAAUGUAUUGUGCUAAUGAAGUUUUUACCUUUACUAUAAUAAUUGGGGGAAAAAAUAUGGCCUUCAUUCAGCUUCCCUUUCAAGUUACCAUUUUAAAUGCCACAAAAGGAACAGCCUUUUUAAAAAAACAACUUGGUGUAAUCUUUUUAUAAUAGGCAAUUAUUCUGCAGUACAUUUUCAGACAGAGUGGUAACCUGUUUCUUCUAUAGCUCAGCAAGUUCCUGAAAACCUGUUUCUAAGGAAGUGAGAAAAAAAAAGUUGGGGAAAAUGGAUUAAGCUAGAUGAGUCCAUUUUUUUUUCUUGGAUUAUGUUUCAAUUAAUAUCUAACUUUCUUAAAAGUUCAAGUGUUUACAUUAUUAAGAACAUGUAUGAUUAACAAGAGAUUGGUAGAAGUUUACUAUUGGUAGUAAGAGGACUGACAUCACUGAAGAAGAGCCACAUGUGACUUUUGUCAUUCAGGAUGCAGCUCUAAAGCUUCCUUUCUAGACUUGAAAAACACUCCCUUUUCCUCUUCUGACUGAAUCUAUCUUGUAUUUAAAAUGAUACUAUUUGACUUAAAAAAAGUUAUAGCUUUCUUGCAAGAUAAAUCAAACUGUGUCAAGUACCAGACCUGGUUGCUCCCUUCAAGGAAUUUAUAGUCUCAGGAAGACCAGAGGACUUUGAAUGGAGGAGGGACAACCAUUGGAUCAGAAAUAUAGUCUUUCUGUUGAGUGCCAGUUCCAGGUCCCUCUGCCAUGUAUAAUUUUAUUAUUCUGUCCAUUAAACAACUAGAGAUAUAUUUAUAGAGCAGUUUAAAUGGAAAUAAACACAACCUGAACUUUGUACUAUAUAUGUGUUGACAAUGCCCUGAGUAGAGGCUUACAGUUAGCUCUAGUCAUUUGGAGAAUGCCUUCUGGAAUAAUGAGAGGGUUUGAAGAAAGGGAGGGCUGGGUGUAAACUGGCAGAGAUUGAGGGAGCAUUUGUAUUAAGAGCAAGGUCUUUUCACAGGCUAGAAAAUGUGUUUUUAUAAUGUAUGUGAUUAGAGCAAACAGAUGAGCUUGAUGAGUGGAAGGCAUAUUGUAGCUGAUUACUGAAAAGUGAAGUUCAGGACAUAAUUUAGUGAGUAUAAGGUCUAGGACCUCCAACUAAAGAAUCUGUAGAUCAGUCUCAUGUGGAGGAAAAGAGAUGUUGGAUGGGUGGCAACCAUGGAAGUAAAAUGAAAAAAUUUGAAGGAUUGUGACAGAACAAUAUGGGGGGGGGGGGAGAUUUGAUAAUAGAUUCAACAGAGAAAGUGGUGGGGAAAGAAGAGCUGAAGUUGACUUGUGAACUCAGGAUGUGGAUAAUUCUCGUAAUGAGGGAAAUUAUUCAAGAUACCUUGGUUGAUGGGAAGAGUGGGUUUGUUGUGGUUGAAAGUUGGAGUCAGGAGGAUCCGAGUUCCAGUUCUGCCUUUACCACAUGUUGGCUGGGUACUCUGGUUAAGGUGUUUCAUGGAACACCCCUAGACAAUUCUCUAAGAUUAGGAAAGUUUCUGAUUUUAAGGAAAUUCCUUACUUAGAGCUUUCAACACUGAAAGAGAUGGCAGUGUUGGAUUAAAAAACAUCUCCAACCAUUGAUGGGAUAUGCCAGAGAAAGUUGUGGAAAGGUGAGAAUUGGGAAAAAAAAAAAAAAAAAGCCAGAAAAGACUCCGAAUAGUUUCAGUAGAAUGCUGAAUAUGUGAGGAAAGAGCACUGGAAGGAUGAUGCAGAAGAUGAUUCAAAUCCUGGCCCUAUAAUUUCUCUGAUCUGACAGUUUUUGUAUGGAGAAAGGUUAGCCAUUGGCUAAGAAAUAUAAAAGAUCUAUCUGUUCAGUGCUAGUUGAACUAUAUGACCUUCUAGGUCUGUGUAAUCUUGGGUAAGUUACUUCAAAUUUCUGAGUUGUAGAGAUCUUUUCCUAAAAAGAAGAGCUGGACUAAAUGCCCUUUCAGGUCUUGAGAGCCUCUGCUACAUGUGUUACAUAGUAGUGAAAUGAAGACAACUGCGUUACCUGAUUUAUAAAAUUUGUAGAAUUUUAGAGUUGAAAAGGGCUUUAAAGAUGACUGCAUAUUUUAUAAGUGAACCCUGUUAAGGGCAGAUCUGAGAAUAAAAUUGUAGUCUCCCAAGUUCAGAGCUCUUUGUGUUCCUGCUACAUAGAUUCAGCCAAAUUUUGAAAGCAGGAUUUUGCCUCAAAAUUACUACUUCUAAAGAAUAAAAUUACCCCAAGAUCUCAAAUUAGAAUAAUUCAGAAACCUGAUAAAUGUUACUACUACUAAUUUUCAAUUAUCACAAGACUUUUAGAAUACUUAGGGUAGACUUUAUGUAGGGAUACACAACUUUUCAGUGUGUUUAAUGUGAGAAUUAUUCUGUGUGUGUGUGUGUGUAUUUUUCAUUAGACAUGUGUUUCAUUGGUAUCAAGAACUACUCCUGAAGAGAAAACUCCAUUUGACAAUGCAGAUAUUAAAAGUCUUAAAAGAGUUCCUCAGAGCACUGAGAGAUUAAAUGAUUUGCCCACAGUCACAUGAUCAUAAUGUGUCAGUGGCAGAACUUGUAGAUUUUCCUGACUUAGAGACUAUCUCUUCAUCCACUACAACAUUUUCAAAGAACAUUUUUAUACAAUGAAACUCUAAAAAUUAGCUGAGGAAGAACAGAAAGACUAACUGAAACCUAAUGCCUGUAUAAUCCAUGAAAUAUUCAUCAAUUUAAGGACUGUGUUCUGUUAAUAGGGUAGUGAUUUCCCAAGGAAAUUGAGAUGCGGACCUGAGGGUGAUACUAAAACAUAAAUAUAAUUUUAAUUUUAAAGAUCAAUUAUAUAUAUAUAUAUAUAUAAAAUACAUAUAUAUUAUAUAUAUAAGUUUUUAAUAUAAAUUGAAUACCAUGGAGAUGCCCCUUAAAAAUACUGAAUGGUAGUUUGGAGCAAUAGAAAUCCUUCUAAAGUUUCCAUAUUAUUUUGAAAUGGCUAAUGUAUGAUUUUAGUCUUCCUGUAUAAGGAUUUCAUUUGAAAGCAAUUUUUUUCAUGUGAGUAAUAACCUGUUAAAAUAGAUACAUACAACCAAAUUACUGGUGUGAGGAAGCCCUUAAAUGCAGCCAAUGAAGUCUUUAUGAGAGGAAAAGGAAGCCAGUAAAUGGAGGUUGACAGGAUAACAAAAGCAGUAAAAAUGUGAAUGUAAAUAUGUUUCAAAAGCUUUUUCAAGGAACCUUGUUAUUUAUGCCCUUUGCCACCUGCUCUUUUUAACUCUAGUUUUUUUCUUACUUAAAAAAAAUCAAGAUUGUAUUUUUAUCUGUUAGCCAGUUCUGUUUUAUAACUGCUGAAAAGAAUUCAGUGUAACAGGUUUGUUUUUAUUGUUUUGCUUAUUUUUAAUGGCCUUAAACACAGUUUGAGAUUUUUUUUAAAUAGUCAAUUAAAAAUUAUUUAAAUACUCUAUUAUCCCAGGAUGAAAGAUUGUUUUGUUAACCCCUUGCUAAACUUUGUCUCAGAGCAUCAUCCUAUCAUGAUGUUCACAAUAGCAAUUUAAUUUUGCUUAAAUUAAAAACUAUAUUUAGUGAUUCUCAAAGUUAAUUGAAAAUCCAGACAGAAUAAUCCAUAUAUCCUAUGAGAGAAACAUAAAAGUGAAGAGUAGAAUGGCUAUCUUGGGAGGGAGGGGAUUUCUGAAGACUCUGGGUAACUGCUUGUUGAACCCUGUUAAAGGGAUUCUUACAUAGCAAAAUUUGGAAUAGAUGAUCCUGUUUCUACUCUGAGUUGCUGUGGUAUUGUUACAAAAUAAAGGAGUUUUUAAGCAAAAGUUAUUUAAAAAAAAACUAACUAAGAUGCAACCUGACAAUCUAAGUUCUUUUUAACUUUAAAAGAAAAAUAACAAUUAUUACUAACUAAUAAUCAUUGAGUUAUCAACAAGAUAACAUAUAUAUAUGAAAUGCAUGGCAGACUUUAGAAUGUGGUAUUAAGUACUAGCUAUUACUAUUAUUUUUAUCUGCAGAAAGGAGGGAUGAGUGUACUGUGGGGACCACACUUACACAUAAGUAAUCAGAGAACCUCAAUCCAUUCAGAUUAUCUCUCUUUUGUUGUAGAACCUAAAUUAAGGUUCAGUUUCUAGGAUAGCUAGGUUACAUGCAUGAACAGUGCUAAUGCAGAAAGAUUUUUCCUGAUGCCUUAAUAUUAUGUUAGAACUUUACGUGGCCUAGUACUAGGUUGUCAUUGCACAGCUUCUUGGGUGGUCAUUAUUAAGUCCCCUGCUUCUCAAAGGCUCAGUUUCCUCAUUUAUAAAGUGCUGGUUCUCUCACAGGACUGCUAUGAGCAAAAUGCUUUCUAAUGCUUAAAUGAUUGUAGAAAUGUAAGUUAACUGUAAUCACCAUUAAAAGUAACUACCCUUGAUUUUAGACCAUAAAAUAAUAUUCUAUGUAGUAGAAAAUUCUUACCAUUAUAAUCAAGAAACUGAAUCCCACACUAGAACAUGGAUUAAAACCAAAUUCCCUAAAUUCCUCCAUCUUCUAUUCAAUUUAUUGGAAAAUUAAUUAAACAUCUUGUCCAUCAUAUCAACUCGUUGAUAUGUAUCUAGAGGCUAUGAUAAGCUAGACUGUGUUCAAGGUAGUACAUACACAAUGGGAAUCUUUAAUUCUCAUGUUGGGACACUGAAUUAAGGCAUGGAUUAUAGAAAUUUACUGUUAGGUUACAUGGUUAUCUUUUGGGGUAUAUUAAAAAUAAUAUAUGACAUAAAAUGCUUUAGGUUUACAAAGUGUUUUAUAUAUAUUACCUUUUUUAAAAAUUUUACGGCAAAACCUUUGAGGUUUAUUACUUGUAUUAUUAUCCCCAUUUUACAGGUGAGGAAACUGAGGCUUAGGUAAGUGACUGGCCCUUGAUUAUAAAUGGGCAUUUAGAUAUCACUGACAGGAUAUGAAGCCAGGUCUACUUCAUGACUCCAGUCCAGCACCUGGUCUAUAUACAAAUCAGUGUAAAAGCAAAUCAUAAUAUAAUAGGGCACUACUACUUUAAUGGCAAAAAUGUCCCUGCAUUUCAACACUACUAUUUGGAGGAGGAAGAGAUUGACUUGAGUCAUUUGGGUAUUGCUCAGGAAAUAAGUAGACAGACAAUUGCAACUUUAUUAUCUACCAGUAACAUGGAGUGACUAGCAUUUGUUAUUUCCGUGGGCAUCCUCCUUUAGAAAAGAAGACAACUAUUAGUUUAUACCCUUGAAGAGCUGCAGAAGAAGAUACAUCGGAAGGCAGUUUUAACUCCCACCAGCCUUUGCACCACCAUCUGGGUAGAAGAGGAAGGGCCAGUGCAGGCAGGCAAAACAUAAACCAAUCCAGUGCUGUAUAUAGAUCAUCUUUGACCAUGGCAGUGAUGAAGCGUAAACGAGUUGUGCUUACGAUCCAGGAAAAGCUGGAAAUCAUUGAAAAACUGGAAAAAGGUGGUAACACAAGGCAACUUUCCAUCAUGUAUGGAAUUGGUGAACAAACUGUUCGUGACUUAAAAAAACGAAAGGCACAAUUGCUUUCUUAUGCAAGUAGCUCGGGCUCUGCAACACUUCUGGCUAGACGUAAGUCCAUGAAGCAGUCUACUUACAAGGAGCUGGAUAGGGCGAUGUUAGAAUGGUUUAAUCAGCAGAGAGCUGAAGGGACUCCAGUGUCUGGGAUAAUUUGUGCAAAACAAGCAAAGGCUUUUUUUAAUGCAUUAGGAAUGGAAGGGGACUUUAAUGCCUCUACUGGUUGGCUUACUAGGUUUAAACAGAGACAUGGGAUUAGAGAGCUAAAUUACCAAGGUGAGAAAUCAAAUGGUGAUCAGUCAGCUGCUGCUGAUUUUCGUGAAGAUUUUGAAGAAUUUACAGAAAGUGAAAGAUUGCAUCCAGAGCAGAUAUACAAUGCUGAUGAAACUUGGCUUUACUGGAAAUCAUUACCAGCAAGGACGCUGGCUUUUGAGAAUGAACAUCCUAUUCCAAGCCAUAAACUCAGUAGAGAGAGACUAACUGUGUUGUGUUGUGUAAAUGCAACUGGUUCUCACAAACUGAAAUUGUGUGUUGUUGGGAAAGCGGAGCAUCUGCAUUUGCUUCGAGAAGCCAAUCUAUUAAAUAUGCCAGUUGAUUGUUUUAACCACAAAGAAGCCUGGAUGGACUGCACAAUUUUCAAAGAAUGGUUUGAUAAGAAAUUUGUUCCCCAGGUCCGGGAGCACUUACGCUCCAAAGGCCUUCCCGAAAGAGCUGUCCUGCUUUUAGAUUAUGCACCCUCUAAACCUAGUGAAGGUCUUCUAAAGUCUGAGGAUGGCAACAUUUUUGUGAAAUAUUUGCCACCAAAUGUGGCUGCUCUCAUUCAGCCUAUGGACCAGGGAGUGAUAGCAUGUAUGAAACGACACUACAGGACGGGAUUAUUAAGAAAACAUGUGCAAGAGGGGCAUGAUAUAAAAUCCUUUGGGAAUAACCUUACAGCUCAGGAUGCUAUCACUCAAGCAAUCAGAGCAUGGAACUUAGUGAAGCCAGUUACAAUUAUACGAUCAUGGCGCAAAAUCAUUUCUGACCCAGAUGAAGAAGGGAUUGCAUCAGCCAGCUUAUUAGAGGAUGGGCAGCAGCAGUCCCAAAGUGACAAAAAGAGCCGUACUGCCCACGUGGAACAGGGGCAAGGGAUCAAUUACCAUGAAGUAGGCAAUCAGUUAUUGGCUGGCAAUGGGAUGAUAACAAGAGCUGAAGAAAUCAAAGUUGAACUGAAUGAAAGUGAAGGAGAGGAGCAAGAACUAAUUCCAGAGGGCCAUAUUAGUCACAGUGCUGCGUUAAACUACGUGGAGAUCCUUCUCGACUAUUUGGAGCAGCAAGAGGAUUCACUGAUGACUGACAAACUAGUCCUCCACCGACUACGCACAACAAUAAGGAAAAAGGAAAAUGAGUCAGUGGGACAAGUAACAGUUACUGAUUUUUUGACCAAUAAAUAAGUCUAGGCCUCAAUUUUCUCAUCUGUAAAAUGAGGGGUUUGGACUAAAUGAUCUCAAAAGGUCCCUUUCUGCUUAGUUCUAUGACUUUUAGGAUCUGUUGCAGUCCUGUUGGAUUUAUUGACCUUAUGAAUUAAGAAAUUGACUUAUGACCUAUUCUGUUAUGUUCUGUGUUUGUUUAUUGAAGGUAAAUAUGUAUGUAUUUGUAGUUCAAAAUAAUAUUUUGUGAAGGGUGGCCUACUUUUCAAUAGACGAAUAUUAUUUUUAAGUGGAUAUCCUUUAAUUAUUUGUGUUUUUGCUUUUUCUGAGCUCUCUCUGCCAUCCCUUUUGCCUCCAUUGUACAUUUCUCAGGAUAAUUAAGAAUUAAUUUUGUUUUCUUACAUUCAAGUUCUAUGGCUGGUUCACUCCAGUACACUCUUAAGUCCUGGAAAUGGUGGGUGGCAAGAUGAACUAUUGGAGACAUGGGCUUAGCUCUUAAAAUCCCUUUGUUUGCUUCUAUCACCUUAAAAUAAAGAUGAUGGUUAUUUACAUUGAUUGUAAGUUGUUCCUCAUAUGCCAGAGUUGUUCUUUGCUAGUGUGCAGACCUCACUGUACUUAAUAAUAAAUAUCCUAGCAUGGUUAAAGUAGUAGCAUGUAACAUUACUGCAUAUGACAAAUGACUAGUAAUAGCAGUAACUCUCACAGGUUUGAUAAUUUACACUUGGACAGUGAUAAAGAAAACUUAGUUUUCUUUUAUUGUCAGAGUGCUACUAGGUAGAAGAAUGAAACAAAUUGUACCAUACUUGGUUGGGCAUAAUCCAUUACCAAUGGGUGAGCACUGUUAUCACUUUGGUUCAUUUUAUAAUUCCAGGAGCAAUAGAGGUAACAGACUGUAACAGGGAAAGCCUGGUCUCCCUUUUGAGGACUUGAUUACAUAAAAGAAUCUUUAUUUUGUUUAUUUCCUUCUGUUGCCUACUACAGCAAAUAGUUAAUGAAUUUUGUCUUAUAUAUUAGGAUUUUAUGAAUGGAUGGAUAUGGGUUUAUUUUUUUCUUGGUUAUGUUAGAAGGGACUAGGAGAGGUUCAUUCCCUAUAAUGGGAACAAGGGAAGGAAUAAUAAUCACACUGAUAACUCACCAGAAUUCCAGUGCUCUAAAGUAUCUGUGGCCGAAUAUGUUUGUAUCUAGUGACUCUCAAAAAUAACCCCUUCUGAGCCACAAAUCAGCAAUAUGGGAUAUGGAGGAUUAGGGGAAGAACAGUGUUAAAAAGGUGAAAAAACUCUCUUUUGACCUUCCCAUUAUUCAAAUCACAAACUCACUGGUAGAGAUAAGAGUUAGGUAUGUUUGAAGAGCUAAAAACAGCUCAGAAAGAUACAGCUUCUGCUGGUUUCAUAUGAGUGUCCCAUAAGCACUUCAGUUAAAGUGCUUAAAUUUCUAAUAAGCACUUCAACUUUUAUUCAUUGCUUUUUUGGCAUUUGGUACAUUAGAAAUUGAGUCCGAGCAAUUAAUACCUUAGUGGCCAAGUUUUGUAUCAUUUUUCCAGUUUAUUGUGUUAGACUGAACAUUCUGAUUCUAUGAUUUAAGUGGUAUGAAAUUAUAAUUAAAUGGCGUAUGACUACUCAAUCCUGGGACUUAUGUGAAAAUGAGAUUCCUUUUUUGACUUUAUCCCAGUGAACAAAUGUAUAAAUAAAAAAAUAACUGAGGACCUUUUCAGAUGCAUAUGAUGUGUUUUUUAAAAAUUAAAUGCAAAGCAAACAGAAUAUAGAUCAAUGAGUAAACAUUUAUUAAAUGCUUACUACAUGCCAGGUGCUGGGCUAAGCACUGGUUUAGAGAUAUUAAUGAGACACAGCCUAUAUUUAUGCAUUAUAGUGCAUCAGUCCAGAUGGAAUCAGAAGCAAGUAGGAAACUCAAUCCUUAUGUUAAUUCACAGAACAGUCACUGGCUGACAUGCAUAAAUCAUAUGAGUUUUUUUUCCUCGGUGACUCCUGAGAUAAUUUUUUCUGUAUUAUGUACUUUAACUUUCAUGUCUACAAAUAAAUAUGCCUUAAGGAUGAGCAGCUGUCACCUGUUACCAAAUUUUAAAUAUGCAGUGCUGUUUGAAUUGUGUAUUAAGCUGCAGAUAUUGAAGAAACAAACAAAAAACCCCAUUGCAACACACCUGCUUGUUUGAAACUGGGUUACCAUCGCAAAAAAUACUGGAACAAGCCUGUGUUAAUAGGAGUGCAUUGCCUUCACGGAGAAAUAUCAAAGGAGACUUGUUCUAAAUCUUUCCAACAUUUCAAUAGCUAACUUUUGCUCAUAAAGGCAACACUAUUAACAGUAGGGUUAUGAUGUGUCCCAGUUGUACAAGUAUACAUCAGCACUCCACCAGUAAAAAUGCUUUUCAAAGUACACUGAGGGAGGAAAAAUCUUGGAUCUGAGCUGAAGGAAUUCCCAUCUAAAUGCAAAUCAAGGAAAGUCCAUACUGAAUGCAUGAGUAGUUCAUAUGUGGUAUCUCCAAUGUUUAAUGUCUAGCACUAAAAAUACAUUUUCAUAUAACUGUAGGGUUAGCGAAACACCCUUAAUCAGAAUUCACCAAUGUAAUUUUUUUCAGAAAACAUUAGAUGGGAAACCAGUGAAGGCUCAAAUAUUAUUGGCCCUUUUCUUGACCUGAAAAACUGCAAAAAAUGAAAAGGACAAAAGGGAGACUACUUGAUGGAAUACAUUAUGAAAUUAUACCUCAUCACAUGGGGCUCAGGGCUUUUAUUUGUUGAGAGUCACUGAUCCAUGAAUGAGAGGUCAACCUCUGUAAUUCCAUAAGUAAAAAGCAGCUUAGA